AUGUCUUCGAAACGUAUUAAUAAAGAAUUAGCUGAUUUAGGAAGAGACCCCCCUUCAUCAUGUUCCGCUGGUCCAGUAGGUGAUGAUUUAUAUCACUGGCAAGCUUCUAUUAUGGGACCUGCUGAUUCACCAUAUGCUGGAGGAGUUUUCUUCUUAUCAAUCCAUUUCCCAACUGAUUAUCCAUUCAAACCUCCAAAGAUCGCUUUUACCACUAAAAUUUAUCACCCAAAUAUUAACGGUAAUGGUAAUAUCUGUUUGGAUAUAUUAAAAGAUCAAUGGUCUCCAGCUUUAACCAUUUCUAAAGUCUUAUUAUCAAUCUGUUCAUUAUUAACUGAUGCUAAUCCAGAUGAUCCUUUAGUUCCAGAAAUCGCUCAUAUUUAUAAAUCAGAUAGAGCUAAAUAUGAAGCUACUGCCAAAGAAUGGACUAAAAAAUAUGCUGUAUAA
Molecule: messenger RNA, 444 nt
Organism: Yamadazyma jaroonii
Lineage: Eukaryota; Fungi; Ascomycota; Pichiomycetes; Serinales; Debaryomycetaceae
Source: the annotation of a GenBank genome assembly